CUUCACACACACUUCUCUCGUUUCGCAAUCAGUGCAACGGCUUGAUGAAUGGUUGAUUGCUCUGGCGUGGUUCGUUGGAUGAUAAUUUGAGUCGACCAUUCAGUGUAUCUUGCUGUUGCUAGCCAAAGAUGGUUUUCACUAAGGAAAAUGCCAUGAUCGGCAUUAUCGGCAUGGGUGACAUGGGCAAGAUGUAUGCCCAGCGUUUGAGCAUGGCAGGGUGGAGGAUAAAUGCAUGUGACAAGCCCGAUAGUUUUGAAAGCCUGAAAACAGAAUUUGCUGCUCAAAAAGGUGUCACAAUCUACCCGAAUGGACACCUAGUUUCAAGAAUAAGCGACUUCAUUAUAUACAGUGUAGAGGCCGGAAUGAUUAACAAGGUAGUGGCGGAAUAUGGCCCAUCUACCAAGGUCGGUGCCAUUGUCGGUGGCCAAACAUCUUGCAAAGCUCCUGAGCUGGCCGCAUUUGAUGAACAUCUCCCUUCGGAUGUAGAAAUUGUAUCCUGCCACUCGCUCCAUGGCCCUAAAGUCAACCCGAAAGGUCAACCACUGGUCUUAAUACAGCACCGUGCAUCGGACGAGAGUCUUCAUUUCGUGGAAAACGUCCUGUCAUCCUUCGAAUCCAAAUUCGUUUACCUGACUGGCGCUAUGCACGACCGAAUCACCGCAGAUACACAAGCUGUGACGCAUGCAGCCUUCCUGAGCAUGGGAACCGCAUGGCGAGCGAAUAAUCAAUUCCCGUGGGAGAUAUCUCGUUGGGUAGGGGGAAUCGAGAACGUAAAGAUCAAUAUCACUUUACGCAUCUACUCUAAUAAAUGGCACGUCUACGCUGGUCUGGCUAUCCUUAAUCCGAGUGCGAGGGAACAGAUACGGCAGUAUGCUGAAUCGGUGACUGAGCUGUACAAAUUGAUGAUCGAGGGUCGUCGAGAGGAGCUUAAGCGACGUGUCAAGGCUGCAGGCGCAGCCGUCUUCAGAGCCGGCACCGAGGGACAGGAUCUGUUGCUGAAGGACGAAGUUCUUGACCGUUUCUCGCUCUCGAACGGACCUCGUGAGGAGACCACCCCCAACAGUCAUCUUAGUUUGCUCGCAAUUGUUGAUUGCUGGUCAAAGCUCGGAAUUGUUCCUUACGACCAUAUGAUCUGUUCUACACCUCUCUUUCGUCUUUGGUUGGGAGUUACGGAGUACCUUUUCCGCAACCCAGAUCUACUUGAUGCGGCAUUGGAUACUGCUAUUGACGACAAGAUGUUCCGUUCUGACGAUUUAGAAUUUACAUUUGCGGCUCGGGCAUGGUCAGACUGUGUUUCAUUUGGCGAUUUUGAGUCCUACCGCGAUCGAUUUGAGCGGAUUCAGGGAUACUUUGCUCCCCGUUUCCCUGAUGCCGUCAAGCUGGGCAAUGAAAUGAUGAAGACAAUCCUCGAGAAGACGACAAGCAACUAAGCUUUCCAGGAAGGAAGGAGGCCAACGGUACCUGGGUAUGUCACAUAUGAAGCCGAGGACGGUCAAGAAGCAAGCGAGAGUUAUCAUGAGAGUAACCCGGAUUAAGGCUCUCUAUAGAGUCUGAGAGAACAUAAUCUCAGGCAUAUCACUCAUCAUAUCACCGGAUUUGAUCGAGAUGUGGCAGUCAGUAGUAAUACUAGAGUAUGCUACAUGUAAAUAAUACCGUGAAGGUUCCGUCGUGGCUAAUGAUCUACAGGAGGUCGUAACAAUAAUGACAGUCUCUACAUUAGAAGAUCCUUGAUAAAGCAGCAUAAGUCUGAGCAUAAGGAAUUGCAUUUGGAAUUAUACUAAUAACUAGCCUCAAUACAUGGACAUUUUUUGAGAUCGAAAUCCACCUCAGUAGCUUUCCCGCCGGUGUAAGAUAAAAAGUAAUAUGCUAUUCAUACAGCGUUGAAGUGCAGUAUGAGCCCGUUCUUAAUCAUGCCCUCGCACCCUGUCACCCUGCCUUGUC
Messenger RNA from Aspergillus alliaceus, 1941 nucleotides. Its product is annotated as prephenate dehydrogenase (NADP(+)). The transcript is spliced from 7 exons. NCBI's taxonomy places the organism in Eukaryota, Fungi, Ascomycota, Eurotiomycetes, Eurotiales, Aspergillaceae. Gene Ontology annotation, biological process: L-tyrosine biosynthetic process. The record is from RefSeq and is a predicted model, not a curated record. The coding region runs from base 129 to 1430 and encodes 433 amino acids. Gene Ontology annotation, molecular function: prephenate dehydrogenase (NADP+) activity; prephenate dehydrogenase (NAD+) activity; NAD+ binding.